AUGGCAUCUGAAGAGUCUGCCGCCCAGAAGCUUCUUCAAAAGCAUGCCGAGGAACCUCACACUGUCACGGUCGAGGAUGUCCCGGAUGAAGAGCUUCCCGUGAAGCCCACCAGCGAUGCCUCUGGCUCUUGGGCGGCUCCAAUCACCUCCAAGGCUGCCGGAAAGCAGAAGGAAUCCUCGAACCCCAAGGCGCCUCUCGAUACACAGUCUCAUGAACUCUUCCCGGAACUUGGAGCCCCCAAGGUCAAAACUGCCAACGUGGCCCCCAUUUGGGGUGCCAAGAGCAACGCCAAUGGCAAGACCAAUGGUGCUGCUUCCAAUGGUGCUUCACGAUCAUCAACUCCUACUUCCGGAACCGCGACUCCUUCCAAGGCUGCCGCACCCUCUAUGUUUAUUCCAGGCCGCAAUGUCGAGACGGUUACCCUGGAGCCUCAGUUUGUCCUGCCCCGUGGCCAAUUGAAGCGUCCCAUCCCAGAUAUUAUCAAGGAUAUCAAUCGCAAGUCGCGCGCAAACAUCACAAUGGCUAAUGGAGCCAAUGGCCGAUACAAAUUCGAAGCUACCGGUCCUCAGGAGAUUGCUCAACAGGCGCUCAAGGACUUGGUCCAGCAAAUUGGAACUCGAACGUCCAUCAAGGUCUCCAUCCCUUACUCCGCUCGAGCUCAUGUCAUUGGAAAGGGUGGUUCGAUGAUUAGGGCCUUGCAGGAGAAGACAGGAGCCAAGAUUCAGCUUCCCAAGGUCGAGGACAAUGCUCUUCUUGCUGAUGAUGAUGAGGCCACCAUCGACGUUUCUGUUGAGGGCAACGCUCUCUCAGCCGCCUCCGCCCGAAAUGAGCUGCUCAAAAUUGCCGGCGAGCGAUCCGCCAACGUCCAGACCAAGGUUCGCGGUGUUCCCACGGCGUUCUACCCUUUCAUAGCCGGUCCCGGAAACUCCCUGGCCCAAGCUUUGGAGGAGAAUCACGGUAUUCAAAUGCGUGUUCCCCCUCACCAGGCUGUUUGCCGUGCCCAGGCCCCUGUGGCCUCCGAGCCUGGACAGCCACCUGUCUUUCACCCUGCCGGGGCGGAGGAUGACCACAUUCAGCUGGCUGGUGAUAGGGCUGCUAUUCAGCAGGUUCGCACCGAGAUCGAGCGACAAGUCGCCGAGCUGCAUAAACAGCUACAAUUGGAGCAGCUCGCUAUCCAGCGGGGUCGCCACCAAUUCAUUAUUGGAGAUCGAGGCUUGCCCGCUGAUGAUUUUUUUGCCGAGACCGGGUGUGCUAUUCUCCUUCCUUCGGAAGAAGAAGACGACAUGGUUACUGUCAUUGGUCCUGCUGAUCGCGUUCAAGCUGGUCUCGAGAAGGCCAUGGAUCUGGCGAUGGGCAUGCAAAUGUCAAAUAUUGAUAUUGGUAGAUUCCAUCGUAACGCCCCUGGUGGUGCCGCCGCACACGCUGGGAAUGUGACUCGUUAUCUUCGUCAGCGUAAGGAGAUUGAUCGUCUCGAGAAGCUGUACAACACUCACAUCAACACACCCUUCUCGCAGGAUGGUGCUUUACCCUGGGAGCUGUACUCGCGCGAGGGCAAGAAUGCUAUCCGUGCCCAGUCGGAGAUCACUGGUAUCAUCAACGGUCAGCCUCCCGCUCGUAUGCACUCUGUCAGCAUUGACCCCUUUUUCCAUCAGCACCUGCGUACCGACAUUACCCCUAAGGUGAAGGCCGAUUACGGUGUUCACGUUGUGAUUCCUGAAGCAUCCGAGGCUGCUGCUCCAGUUCUGCUUGUGUUCGAGGGCCCUGACCCGGCUGAUGGCCCUUAUCAGCUUCCUAGAACCAAGCCUUCAGACGCAGAGAUUCGCGAGUUCAAGAAGGCUCUUGAUGAUGCCGAAAAACACAUUCUGGGUCUUAUCGGCAAGCAAGAGCAGCUGUCCAGCACCACUCUAGACGUUCCCGCCAAGUUCCAUGAGAGACUUCGGCGCUUUAUCAAGAAGGAGCAGGAGAGCCGCGCUUCUGAUCAGAUCCCUGUGCGCGUUACUAAGGUUGGCACCACAAUCACACUCCGUGGACCCAAGUCUGCUGUGGAUGCUCUGGCGGCCAAGGCCAAUGCCUUUGUUGAGCAAGAGAAGGAGGACGAGAAGGAACGUGGCUUCACAUUAAGUUUCGACUUUCCUCAGAAAUUUGCCAACCACCUUAUUGGUAAGGGCGGUAGCAACAUCAAGGAGCUUCGCGAUCGAUUUGACGUCGAAAUCCAGGUGCAAGAUGGGCAAGUUGAGCUCAAGGGUCCCAAGGCCAAGGCCGAGGCUGCUCGCCACCACAUCCAGAACCUUAGCCGUGCCUUGGCCGAUGAGACAACGCAUAUUCUGAAGAUUGACCCCAAGUACCACCGAGAGCUCAUUGGUGCUCAGGGCGGCCAGAUUAACCGUCUUCAGACUCGAUAUAAAGUUCUCAUCUUCUUCCCUCGCUCCGCAAAGACCGGUCCCGAGGACCAGCCAAAUGCUGAUGCCGCCAGCGACACUGGCAAGCCCCGCCGUCAGCAGGCCCCCGACGAGGUCAUCAUUCGUGGUCCAAAGAAGGGCGCAGACGAAGCUAGGGAUGAGAUCUUUUCUCUCCACAAGUAUUUGGAGGAGCACUCAGUUACUGCAACGGUCCCUGUUCAGCAGAAGCAGGUUGGGUCCCUUAUCGGACAGGGAGGCGCUGCUCUUGAUGAGCUUCGCCAGUUGACUGGUGCACGCAUUGACGUUCCUGCGGACCGUGAUGCGGAUAUGGUUGAAAUUUCCAUCAAGGGAACUGCUUCGCAAGUCGCCAAGGCCCGCAAAGUCUUGGAAGAAAAGCGAACUAUUUUCGAUGACACCAUUGUUCAGACUAUUGACGUUGAUAAGAAGCACCACAAGGCCUUGAUUGGCAGCGGGGGAUCCAACCUGAAGGAUAUUGUCGUCGGAGCUGGAGGGUCGGAUGACCGACGUGAGCUUGCUCGUACUAUCCAGUUCCCGAAACAGGAGGCAGAUGGCAACACCAUCAAGGUCGAGGGACGCACCGACGUGGUGCAAAAAAUCAUCAAGCGCAUCCAAGACAUCGUUGCUGAGCGCGAGAGCCAGAUCUCGGAUGUAAUCGAAGUGCCCAUCGAGCAUCAUCGAUCUCUUAUUGGCCGUGGCGGUGAUACUAAGCGCCAGAUGGAGAGCAAGUUCACUGUUUCGAUUGACGUGCCCAGACAGGGUGACGGCAAAACUGGUGUCAAGGUAACUGGCCGACCUGAGAACGUGGUCCAGGCCAAGGAACACAUUGCUGGCAUUAUCAAACAGCAGCAGGGAGAGACUAUUCAGAUCCCCCGCAAUGUCCAUCACGCUGUUUCCAACAAUGGACAGAUUUUCCGACAGCUUCGCAACAAUCACCAAGUCACAGUCGACCACUCUGGUCAUGGCAUUCCCAGCAAGCCUGAUAACUCGGCCAGAGCGAACACUGGCUCCUUGCCGCUCAUCACAGAUGACGCAGACGCCGCGGCAGACGCCCACUCCUGGAAAGUGGUCAAGACCAUUUCCACCGAAGAGGGAGACAUUCCUUGGGUCUUGAGAGGCACCCCGGAGAAUGUUCAGAAGGCCAAGGACGUGAUCCAAAAGGCCCUAGAGCAGGCUAAGAAGACUGAUGCCACGGGUUACCUCAUCUUGCCUGACCCAAAAACUUAUCGCCACGUCAUUGGACCAAAUGGCUCCAAGGUCAACGCGAUUCGACAGCAGAGCAACUGCAGAAUCCAGGUGCCCCGAGAUCAGGCGCGCGACGAGGCCAUUGAGAUUGUCGGCUCUCAGGCAGGUGUAGAGAAGGCUAAAGAGCUGAUUUUGGUUGCUGUCCGUGAGGGGCAAAAGCCUAGGGAGUAG
This is a messenger RNA of Metarhizium brunneum ARSEF 3297, 3834 nucleotides long. It is a transcript of the gene vgl1, whose product is annotated as Vigilin 1. Gene Ontology annotation, molecular function: RNA binding. NCBI's taxonomy places the organism in Eukaryota, Fungi, Ascomycota, Sordariomycetes, Hypocreales, Clavicipitaceae. The record is from RefSeq and is a predicted model, not a curated record.